AUGAGGUUACUUCCUUGUGUCCAAGCUUGGUUCAAACGUAUCAACAUGCUGCCACAAAACCUAAACUGGAUCUCCUUGAUAAUUCUACUGUGUCGACAAGGUGUUGACACAAAAAGAUAUUUCUCGUGUGAAGGUGGCUCUGUUCCACUCAGCUGUGAUUGGGGAUACAUAAAGGUGAUUACAGCCAACUAUGGGCGAACCGAUCACACAACAUGCUCCACUGGAAGAUCACUUCAUCAGCUCUCAAACGUCGACUGCUUCCAAGAGACAUCCGUCCAUGUGAUGUCCAAACGAUGUGAUGGAAGAAAGAGCUGUUCUGUUCCUGCAGUGAACUCUGUUUUCUAUGACCCUUGUGUUGGGACUUAUAAAUACCUGGAUGUCUCCUAUUUGUGUCUCCCAUUUAGUAAUGGUGUGAUUUGGAUACAUCAUGCGAAUUACGGACGACGGGAUCUUGUAACCUGUCCUCAUAAAUUAGCAACAUCACCAGACUGUUACUCUCCUCAGACCCGCAGCCUGCGUUCCAGCUGCAAUGGGAAGAAUUAUUGUCAAUUAAAUGCCUCAAAGACUUCAUUGCUCUCUGAUCCAUGUCCGGAUGUCCAUAAAUACUUAGAAGUGAUGUACAGCUGUAUAUAA
Messenger RNA from Carassius gibelio (silver crucian carp), 633 nucleotides. RefSeq names its product L-rhamnose-binding lectin CSL3-like. The transcript has 7 exons. The record is from RefSeq and is a predicted model, not a curated record. NCBI's taxonomy places the organism in Eukaryota, Metazoa, Chordata, Actinopteri, Cypriniformes, Cyprinidae. The coding region runs from base 1 to 633 and encodes 210 amino acids. Gene Ontology annotation, molecular function: carbohydrate binding.